UAACUAUAGUCACAUUCCUUCGCUAAAACCCUCCUUUUCCUUCAGACCAAAAGCCAAUUAUGGGGGAAAAUGGAGAAACGCAGCCACUCUCAUCCAAGAAGCAAGUUCAUCUCUUUUAUUGCGUCGAAUGCGAAGAGCUUGCCCGCAAAGUAGCUGCUCACUCUGACAAUAUUACCCUUCAAUCCAUCAACUGGAGGAACUUUGCUGAUGGAUGGCCCAACCUAUAUAUAAAUAGUGCACAUGAUAUCCGAGGUCAGCAUGUUGCCUUUCUUGCCUCUUUCAGCUCCCCAGGUGUUGUAUUCGAACAGAUAUCUGUCAUAUAUGCACUCCCACGGCUGUUUGUUGCUUCCUUUACAUUGGUGUUGCCUUUCUUCCCAACUGGCUCCUUUGAGCGAAUGGAGGAAGAAGGAGAUGUGGCAACUGCAUUCACCAUGGCUAGGAUAUUAUCUAAUAUUCCCAUUUCAAGGGGUGGCCCUGCUAGUUUAGUAAUAUAUGAUAUACAUGCUUUGCAGGAAAGGUUUUAUUUUGGGGACCAUGUCUUGCCACUGUUUGAUACGGGGAUCCCUCUACUAAAGCAACGUCUUGUCAAGCUCCCUGAUGCCAACAAUAUUGUUAUUGCAUUUCCGGAUGAUGGAGCUUGGAAACGAUUCCACAAGCAGCUGGAUCAUUUUCCCAUGGUGGUGUGUACUAAGGUUCGUGAAGGUGAUAAGAGGAUAGUUCGAAUCAAGGAGGGGAAUCCUGCUGGUUUCCAUGUGGUCAUUGUAGAUGAUUUGGUGCAAUCUGGAGGAACCCUUAUUGAGUGCCAGAAAGUAUUGGCGGCUAACGGGGCAGCAAAGGUCAGUGCCUAUGUCACACAUGGUGUGUUUCCGAAGGACUCCUGGGAGCGUUUUACCCUCAAGAAUAAUGAUAACCUAGAGAAGGCAUUUUCAUACUUCUGGAUCACAGAUUCCUGCCCAAAUACUGUCAAAGCCAUAGCCAACAGGGCUCCUUUCGAAGUUCUGAGUCUUGCUGGGUCAAUUGCUAAUGCUCUACAAAUUUGAAAGCUAUCCAUGCUGUUGAUAUUCGUGGGAUCAGGUGGUGUGGUGAUAGCAUAUUUUUUGGGGGUGAUUGUUAUUUUAUAAGUCAUUUUCAUGCUUCAAUCAGAAGACAUGAAUUAAAUAACUACCUGCUGCUUCUGCUUGACGGUUACCUAAUUAAUACUAAAAAGGAACUCUUUGCAA
Molecule: messenger RNA, 1220 nt
Organism: Mangifera indica (mango)
Lineage: Eukaryota; Viridiplantae; Streptophyta; Magnoliopsida; Sapindales; Anacardiaceae
Product: ribose-phosphate pyrophosphokinase 4
Exons: 7
Coding region: 60-1040 (326 amino acids)
Biological process (GO): 5-phosphoribose 1-diphosphate biosynthetic process; purine nucleotide biosynthetic process
Cellular component (GO): ribose phosphate diphosphokinase complex; cytoplasm
Molecular function (GO): magnesium ion binding; ribose phosphate diphosphokinase activity
Source: RefSeq, a predicted model, not a curated record